Toxotes jaculatrix (banded archerfish) is the source of this 3977-nucleotide messenger RNA. It is a transcript of the gene cep131, whose product is annotated as centrosomal protein 131. Gene Ontology annotation, biological process: intraciliary transport involved in cilium assembly; cilium assembly; regulation of centrosome duplication. Bases 146 to 3931 code for a protein of 1261 amino acids. The transcript has 30 exons. The record is from RefSeq and is a predicted model, not a curated record. Lineage: Eukaryota; Metazoa; Chordata; Actinopteri; Toxotidae. Gene Ontology annotation, cellular component: centriolar satellite.
UGUCCACCGAGUAAACGGAAUACUUUCACUGGGCAGAGGAUUGUGUUGGGAGUUAAAACACCACCGUGAACGCGUACUACAGCUUAUCAGCGAUGCUGCCAUCCAGCUUUUGAAGCUAUUGCACUCUGUUCCAUGUUUUGGAAGGAUGCAUACAACACGCAGCCCCUCAUCCAUCCCGACAGGUGUCUCAGGAGAUGCCUUGGACCUCAGCUUGUCAGGCUCCCAGCUUUCAGUGUCCAAAAGACCCAGCAGUGCAUCACCUGGGAAGUACUUCUCUCGGUCUGUGUCUGUUUCUGUGGCUGGUGACAGCAGAGGAAAGCGUAACACCCUGAGUGAUGCCAGCUUUGGUAGCUCCCGCUCCAUCAAGAACCUAAGGCGGUCCAACAGCACCACUCAGGUUAAUCAGCAGGCCAACAUCAGUUCAAGUCAGGACCAAAGUGAGGACUACCUGGCCCUGUUUGACAGCAGCUCAGAUGGACGGAAGAAACUGGCCAGCCUCAGCAAAGCCUCACCAGACAGAACCACAUGGAACAUCCUGGACGAUCAGCCCAGAGCUUUCCCCCUGCACUCGAGCUCCCGUAGCACAGGCAGCAUGGACUCUCCCACCAGCCUGAAGAAAAGAGAGCCUGGCAUUGCUCUGGCUGCCACCUUCACUGCCAACAACAGGAGUAACAAGGGAGCUGUGGGGAACUCUGUCACCACCAUCUUACAUAACAACUACUCUGAGAAACCUCUGACACCUAAGAGCUCCAACCAGAAGCCGUCCUUUAAUAACAUCCUAAAAGCCACAGCAAAUGAUGAGGUGUUACUGGAGAAUGGCUCCCUGACUAAGUCCCAGAAGAAUUUCUCUUCAACGUCCUCCACUACCAACAACAAAUCUCCAGUGUCGGCCCAGCGUGGCAGUCCUGUACUGGCUCGAAGGAGGGAGGUCACAGAGGAGGAGGCUGAAAGGUUUAUUCAGCAGGUGAACCAGGCAGCAGUCACCAUCCAGCGCUGGUACAGACGCCAUGCAAAGCGACGACACACAAACCAGGCAGCGCUCAAACGUGUCCUUGCCAGUAGAAGAAAGGAGUGGGAGGAGAGAACACAGGAGGACAAUCGCCUGGAACAGCAGCAGAAAAAGGACGAAGACAGGAAACGAAUUCGUGAAGAAAAAGCUCGUCUGGCCCGCCUCGCUGCCAUCCAGGAGCUGCAACAGAAAAGAACCCAACGGAUUACAGAGGUGCAGCAUGCAGCUGAGGCGGAUCUGGAAAAUCUGAGGCAGACUGGUGUGGUUGGACAUAAGAAGCCUCCAAGGAUUUCCCUGACCAACAAAAGUCCAGACUCACCAAGCAACAACAGCCCACUGUCACCCACAGUUGUCAAAACCAAGAACACAGACUCUAAUUUGAACGUAGUGGCUGACUUAGGUGAGCUGAGCUUCAGAGCCAUUUCCCCAGCUCUAUCCAAUCCUAGAGGUUCUCAGUGUUCCCAGGAGCAAGAGGACAGAGCAGAAGAGGAUGUUUGCCUGGAGCAGCAGCAUCAGGACACUGAUAGGAAACUGAUCCGUAAAGAGAAAGCUCGUAUGGCUCGGGUCGCUGCUUCCCAGGUGAACACAUCUGAUGAGCUGCAGCAGAAGAGAACCCAGCAAGUUGCAGAGGUGCAGCAUGCAGCUGAGGUGGAGUUGGAAAGUCAGAGGCAAACCAGUGUGGUUGGACGCAAGAAGCCACCCAAGAUUUCCCCGACCAACAGAAGUUCAGCCUCACCGGGCAACAACAGCCCGAUGUCACCAACAGACAUAAAAACUAAGAACACAGACACAAACUUGAAUGUUGUGACUGACAUAGGGGAGCUCAGUUUCAGAGCGAUUUCCCCGGCUUUGUCCAACCGCAGAGAUUCUCAGUGUUCACAGGAGACUCUGCAAAGGUCAGUAAGUGUGGAGGACCAGCGGCAAGGAGCAUUGUCCAGCAGGGCUCAGUCUAAAACCACCCUCAACGAGCUGCUGGACACACUGAAGCUUUUAGAGGAGGAGCCAGAAAGGCUGUCAGAGCCAAAGUGCUACCGCAAAGAGAAAUAUGCCUGGAUAGAUGAGGAUGGAGACUCCAACUCUCUGACCACUGACAACCUGGAGCGUCAUGGGCAGCUGAGCCACCACCCUGCACUGCCAGACGGGGGCGCCCUGCUCUCUGAGGCCAAGCUGCAGAGCAUCAUGAGCUUCCUGGAUGAGAUGGAGAAGUCUGAACAGGAGAGACCACGCUCGGUCACCUCAGGAUCACACAGAGAGGCUGUGUUGUCUGAGGAGGAGCUGGCUGGCGUUGAGCAGGCGUCGGCCACCGCUGCCGAAGUCACCGGCUCCAUGAUGAGAAUCAAACUGGAGCUAGAGGAGAAGAAACGCACCGUCAACAUGCUGCAGGCUGCACUGGCCCAGCAGAGGGAGCUGACGGUGAGACAUGUGAAGGAGACAGAGAAGGAGCUCAACAGAAACUUCCAGCUCCAGAAGGAGCAAUAUGAAGCCACCAUCCAGAGACACCUCACUUUCAUUGAUCAGCUGAUCAAUGAUAAAAAGACUCUGAGUGAGCGCUGUGAGGGAGUGGUGGGAGAGCUGAAGCAGGUGGACCAGAAGUACACCAAGAAGAUUGCACAAAUGCAGGAGCAGCAUGAAAUGGUGUGGCAAAUUCUGGGUCCCUUGUGUGAGGAGAUCAAGAAGUUAAAAGACCUAAUGAGUGCCACAGAGAAGAUCCGCCGGGAGAAAUGGAUUGAUGAGAAAACCAAAAAAAUCAAAGAGAUCACCGUCAAAGGUCUGGAGCCAGAGAUCCAGAAGCUGAUCUCUAAACACAAACAGGAGCUGAAGAAGCUGCGGACGCUCCACGAGGCAGAGCUGCUGCAGGCAGACGACCGGGCUGCUCAGCGCUACGUCCGCCAGUGUGAGGAGCUCCGCCAGCAGUUGGAGAAGGAGAAGGAGGAGCAGUGUCAGAGAGAGAAGGAACUAGCCAAACAGAGAUAUGAGAAGCAGCUUCAGGAGGAGGAGCUGUCCCUGCAGCAGCAGAGGAGGCGUCUCUACAAGGAGGUGGCUGAUGAGAAAGAGAGGCUGGCCCAGCUGGCUGCAAGGCAGCGAACUGAGCUGGAGGAUCUGCGGCGGCAGCUGGAGGAGAACAGCUCUCUGGCUGGACGUGCACUCAGAGAAGAGCUGGACAAAACCAGAGAGGAGCAGGAGAGGAGACACCAGGUGGAGAUGAAGGCGAUGCAAGAGCGAUUGGACAUUGAAAAGCAAACAUGGGAAGAAAACUACAAGAAAAAAGAGGAAGCGUGGCUGCUCAGCCGCGAGCGCGAGCUCAAAGAAGAACUGCGACGAGAACGCGACAAAGAGAUCGAGCUUGCCAUCUGGACGCUGGAGGAGGAGACCAGCAAGGACAAAGAGGAGUGUGAGAGGGCAGCUGACAACAGGGUGAAGCGUGUGAGGGAAAAAUAUGAGGCUGAGCUGAGGGAGCUGGAGCGAUCUGAGAGGGCGGCCGUGGAGAAACAACAAGAGCUGAGGAAGCAGCAGAUGGAGACGGAGGGAGAGCUGAUUAGACUUCAGGCUGUGCUCAGACAGAAAGAGCAAGAGACUGAGGAUAUCACACAGACCAGGGACAAGCUGGUGGACGAGCGUCGCAGCCUGGCGGAAGUGAUAAGGCAGGAGUUUGCUGACCGGCUGGUGAUGACGGAGGAGGAGAACCGUAGGAUGAAGGUGGAGGUGUCAGAAGUCAGGGCAAGGCUACGGCUGGAGGUGGAGAAGGUCACCAGGGAGAAGGAGGAGGAGCUGGCUGAAGUCCAUCAACGAGUUAAGUUGGCCAUUUUGAAAAAGGAUGAAACUGUCAAUAAUCUUCGGAAGCAGCACGAGGCUGCUCUGAAGAGGGCAGAUCACCUCGAGGCCCUGUGGGAACAGCAGAGGAAGCAGCUGCUGGAGAAGUGACUGACAGGAAGGCCAGGUUUUAUCCACCUGGACCUCCCCCCUCUGC